AUGUCGGACAUCUCGGUGCAGUUGACCGCCCCCAACGGGCGCAGCUACACCCAGCCCAUUGGCCUCUUCAUCAACAAUGAGUUUGUCGCUGCCAAGUCGGGCGAGAAGUUCGCUACCGUGAACCCUUCUGAUGAGUCCGAGAUCACCUCGGUGUACGCCGCCGGCGAGGAGGAUAUCGAUAUCGCCGUCAAGGCUGCCCGCAAGGCCUUGAAGGAUCCUUCUUGGAAGCAGCUGCCUGCUACUGACCGUGGGGUUCUGAUGCUCAAGCUGGCCGACUUGAUUGAGCAACAUAAGGAGACUUUGGCCACCAUUGAAACUUGGGACAACGGCAAGCCAUACCAGGUCUCUUUGAACGACGAUCUCGGCGAGGUCACCAACACUCUUCGCUACUUUGCCGGCUGGGCCGACAAGGUGUUUGGCCAGACCAUCGGCACCACCCCGGCCAAGUUCGCCUACACCCUCCGCCAGCCCAUUGGCGUUGUUGGCCAGAUUAUUCCUUGGAACUUCCCUCUUGCUAUGGCAGCCUGGAAGCUGGGUCCCGCUCUUGCCUGCGGUAACACUAUCGUCCUGAAGCCUGCCGAGCAGACCCCUCUUAGUAUUCUUUACCUGGCAGGUCUUAUCAAGGAGGCUGGAUUCCCUCCUGGUGUGAUCAACGUUGUCAACGGCCAUGGUCGCGUUGCUGGUGGUGCCCUAGUGAACCACCCCGAUGUUGACAAGGUCGCCUUUACUGGUUCUACCAUCACCGGCCGUGAGAUCAUGAAAAUGGCCGCCAGCACUCUUAAGAAUGUGACCCUCGAGACCGGUGGCAAGUCUCCACUUGUUGUGUUCGAGGACGCAGACCUCGAGCAGGCCGCCAAGUGGGCACACAUUGGUAUCAUGUACAACCAGGGUCAGGUCUGUACCGCCACUUCACGUAUUCUCGUCCACGACUCUGUGUAUGACAAGUUCGUCGAGCUCUUCAAGGAGGUCGUCCGAACCACUAGCAAGGUUGGCGAUCCCUUCGCCGACGACACUUUCCAGGGCCCUCAGGUCACCAAGGCCCAAUACGAACGUAUCCUCUCCUACAUUGAGGCCGGUAAGUCCGAGGGCGCAACCCUCGCGUCUGGAGGCGUGCCGCACAAGAACGUCGGUGACGGCCGUGGCUUCUUCAUCGAGCCUACCAUCUUCACCAAUGUGAAGGAUAACAUGCGUAUCUACCGCGAGGAGGUUUUCGGUCCUUUCGUUGCUAUCGCCAGCUUCACCACUGAAGAGGAGGCUGUCACCCGUGCCAACGAUACCACCUACGGACUCGGUGCCGCUCUCUUCACUCGUGACAUUGAGCGCGCACACCGCGUCGCCUCAGAUAUCGAGGCCGGUAUGGUCUGGAUCAACAGCAGCAACGACAGUGAUUUCCGUGUACCAUUCGGUGGUGUCAAGCAGAGUGGAAUUGGCCGCGAGCUUGGUGAAGCUGGCUUGGAUGCCUACUCACAGAUCAAGGCCGUUCACGUGAACAUGGGCACUAAGCUUUAA
Messenger RNA from Penicillium olsonii, 1509 nucleotides. Lineage: Eukaryota; Fungi; Ascomycota; Eurotiomycetes; Eurotiales; Aspergillaceae. The record is from the annotation of a GenBank genome assembly.